Messenger RNA from Boleophthalmus pectinirostris (great blue-spotted mudskipper), 1603 nucleotides. RefSeq names its product proline dehydrogenase 2 (gene prodh2). The record is from RefSeq and is a predicted model, not a curated record. Gene Ontology annotation, cellular component: mitochondrion. Bases 77 to 1468 code for a protein of 463 amino acids. NCBI's taxonomy places the organism in Eukaryota, Metazoa, Chordata, Actinopteri, Gobiiformes, Gobiidae. Gene Ontology annotation, molecular function: FAD binding; proline dehydrogenase activity. The transcript is spliced from 10 exons.
CUGUGGCAUUACAAUACCCAGGCAUCUCCAGUCAAACUUUUAUGACAAAAUCCCAAAAGAUCAAUACGGUCUCACCAUGCUGGGGUCUCGUGUGUGCCUCUCGUGGCCUCUCCUCUUGCCCCUCCGGCAGGUAGGUACAACCACAGCCAGGACGAUGACUGCAGCCAGAAACCCAGAGCUGCUGUCUACCACUCUGGCCUUUGAAGACCCCAGGGCCUUUCAGGUGAAGACCAUGGGAGAGCUACUGCGUGCACUGGGCGUCUUCCGCCUCUGCUCCUUCCCUUGGCUGGUCAAUAACUGUGGCACGUUGAUGUCCAUUGCUCGGAGAAUCCUGGGAAAGAGAGGCUUUUCCCUGUUUGUGCGACCCACAGUGUAUGCACAGUUUGUGGCUGGAGAGAACGAGACAGAGAUAUCCCACUCCAUGCAGAAGAUGAGUUUGUUGGGACUGAGGCCGAUGCUGGCAGUUCCCAUUGAGGAAGAUCUGGGAGAAAGCACUGGGGAGAAGAGGUAUGAGGACAACAUGGAGACUAUGCUGGAGUGUGUCCGCAUGUCCCACGGUAACGCAUGGAGCAAAGACCCCAUGAUGCAGCUGAAAGUUACUGCUCUGCUCAGUCCAGAGUUGUGUGUGAAGCUUACGACACUUUUGGCACAACAACCAUAUGACCUUAAUCAGCUGGUCAGAGCCAUGGACGGAGAGCCAUUCAGUUUCCAUGGUUUAGAUGAGAAGGAGAAUGCACAUUUACUUUGUGGACUGAGACGACUCAACAAAAUUGCAGAGGCCAGUGUUAACAAAGUUCGAGUCUUGGUUGACGCAGAGUACACCUACAUGAACCCAGCCCUCUCUCUGGUUACCAUAGCAAUGAUGAAAAAAUUUAACAAAAAUGGUGCCUGGAUUUGGAACACAUACCAAUGUUAUCUCAAGGAGUCCAGGUCCCUGAUCCAAGAAGCCAUCAGUCUUUCAAAAAAGGAGGGAUUCUGCCUGGGGGUCAAACUUGUGAGAGGAGCCUAUAUGGAUAAAGAGCGGAAACUUGCACAGAAGGAGGGCAGACAAGACCCUAUUCAUAACUCCUGGGAAAAUACGAAUGACAGUUAUAAUGACUCACUUAAUGCCAUGCUGGAGAUGAUCUCACAACAACCUGAACGCUACAGAAUCAUUGUGGCCACACACAACGAGAAGUCAGUCAGACUGGCUGUACAAAGGAUGGAAGAGCUAAGCAUAGACAAAGACAGUGGCUCAGUUUGUUUUGGUCAGUUGCUGGGCAUGUGCGACCACGUCUCCCUUACUCUGGCUAAAGAGGGUUAUGCCAUUUACAAGUCUGUACCGUACGGCUCUGUGGAUGACACCCUCCCAUACCUGGUGCGUAGGGCUCAGGAGAAUCGCACGGUACUGCAGGGAAUCCGCAAAGAGAGAGACCUCCUAAGGCAGGAGCUGCGCCGAAGACUGAGACACAGACUGAACACUGCAUAAGCCAAAAACACUAUGAACUCUUUUAAAAUGAAUGAAUGAUGGUGUACUUUCUUCAUAUUUUGAACUCCAAAGUAUUUUCAGUAUUUUCUCCUGCCUGUAGUUGUACCUUUAUUGUAAGGCUGCAGAAGCUCAAAU